Molecule: messenger RNA, 1344 nt
Organism: Aspergillus wentii DTO 134E9
Lineage: Eukaryota; Fungi; Ascomycota; Eurotiomycetes; Eurotiales; Aspergillaceae
Exons: 9
Coding region: 1-1344 (447 amino acids)
Biological process (GO): amino acid transmembrane transport
Cellular component (GO): vacuolar membrane
Molecular function (GO): amino acid transmembrane transporter activity
Source: RefSeq, a predicted model, not a curated record
AUGGGACUUGACCAGCAUGCCAUUGACAAUGUUGGCUCUCACGACGCGGAGAAGCAGGAGGACGGCAAGAUGUCGUCGGCUCAGGAUGCGUUUGGGGAUGAGGAGCUGGCGGAGGUCAAGUAUAAGGUGCUGAACUGGUGGCAAUGUGGUUUCUUGAUGGUGGCUGAGACGGUCUCGCUGGGUAUUCUAUCAUUGCCUGCUGUGAUCUCUUCACUGGGACUGGCUCCGUCUAUCGUCAUGCUGCUCUUCCUCGGCGGCAUGGCCACGUAUACCGGCUAUGUGAUCGGCCAGUUCAAGUGGCGCUAUCCUCACAUCCACAGUAUGGGUGAUGCAGGCGAAGUCCUCAUGGGCAGCAUUGGCCGUGAAGUCUUAGGGACUGGUCAAUUGCUCCUGGUCAUUUUCAUCAUGGGCAGCCACAUUUUGACGUUCACCGUGGCUAUGAAUUCCAUCACCAACCAUGGCACAUGCUCGAUUGUGUUUGGCGUUAUUGGUUUGGUUCUUUCCUUCUUCCUUUGCUUGCCGCGAACUCUGUUGAAGGUGUCGUGGCUGUCGAUUGUGUCAUUCAUCAGUAUCUUUUCCGCCGUCAUGAUUGCCAUGAUUGGUGUUGGUAUUGAGCGUCCUUGGUCUGGAGGCGUCAAGGCUACUAUCGAUACAGACUUGUAUCAUGCGUUUUUGGCCGUGUGCAACAUUGUCUUUUCAUUCUCCGGACACGUCGCUUUCUUCGGUUUCAUGGCCGAGUUGAAAGACCCAAAAGACUACCCCAAGUCGCUUUUCCUGCUCCAGGGAAUCGACACUUGUCUGUACAUGAUUGCCGCCGUGGUCAUCUACUGCUACGCCGGACAAGACGUAACAUCGCCUGCUCUGGGCUCAGCCAGUCCGGUUGUUCGCAAGGUAGCCUACGGCAUUGCAUUGCCUACUAUCGUCAUCUCCGGUGUCGUGAAUGGCCACGUUGCUGCGAAAUACGUCUACGUGCGUCUCUUCCGUAACAGUGACCGUCUUCACAAGCGAGACUUUGUCGCCACCUGGUCGUGGGUUGGUAUUGGGCUGGUUUUGUGGGUUAUUGCGUGGAUUAUCGCCGAGGCGAUUCCGGUGUUCAGUAAUCUGCUUAGUUUGGUGGCUUCGCUUUUCGCUAGCUGGUUUACUUAUGGUUUGAGUGGCAUGUUUUGGCUGUACCUCAACAAAGGCCAGUACUCUGCCACGCCGAUGAAAAUGAUUCUCACCGUUGUCAAUAUCUUUAUUAUCGGGUGUGCAGCAUGCAUUUGUGGUCUUGGACUCUACGUCUCCGGCAAAGCAUUGCAUGAUAAUCCCAGCAGUGCCAGCUUUUCCUGUGCGAAUAAUGCUUAA